Messenger RNA from Mercurialis annua (annual mercury), 1988 nucleotides. RefSeq lists its product as uncharacterized. The transcript is spliced from 5 exons. Bases 110 to 1675 code for a protein of 521 amino acids. The record is from RefSeq and is a predicted model, not a curated record. Gene Ontology annotation, molecular function: metal ion binding; phosphatidylinositol binding. NCBI's taxonomy places the organism in Eukaryota, Viridiplantae, Streptophyta, Magnoliopsida, Malpighiales, Euphorbiaceae.
UUCCUUCUUUUCUCUUUGUAUUUUUUUCAAACCUCCGAUCACUAUUUAAAUUAAUUUCUUCAUCCAAAUUUUAAUUUACACCAAAAUUUGGUACUUUACCUCCACAAUAAUGGAGGGCAACUCUCAGAAUUCUAAUUCUCCCGUUAAGCUUAAUAAAUUAGAGAAUUCAAAGGCUAGGGUUUCUGAUUCUCCCCAGAAUGAUGCAGGACUAGAUAGUUCUAAAGAGUACUUCAAUUCGGCCGGCGCUGUUGGACUUGGGAUGCAAAAGAUGACUAUUUCUGGAGAGGAUGUUCCUGGGAGUGAUGAGGAGACGAAGGAAGUAGUACAAUCUAGCGAGAAAAUUACGGGAAAAUACUUUUUUUAUGACUCGCCGCAUUAUGAGGAAACUGGGGUGUGGAUACCUGUCUCUGUUCCUCCCUUGUCGGGAAGUGAUCAUGAAGAGUGGAGUCGAGGAUUUCACUUAAAUGGUGAUUAUUUUCCGGAGGAUGACAUGGGUUGGAAUCAGUACUUUGAAGGAGAAAAGGAGUUGACCAUGUGGGAUGUGAUAGCGGAAAUGCUACUUGUGGCUCGUGGAAAAGUUGGUUCUAUUGCUUCAGGCGAUAUUUAUAAGGGUAGUUUAUCGUGGGUUUCAAGCAAUUUACUUGAGAAAGCUUGGGAAGAGAUGGCUCAAACUCUCACGGAAGCUAAUUUUGGUAAAGUGGCGGAGAUUCUUGAAGCAGACCCGCCAAAAUGGUUGGCUGAUAGUGCUGCCUCUUGUUGCAUGCUGUGUGGUGUUCGCUUUCAUCCGAUUAUGUGCUCCAGGCAUCACUGCAGAUAUUGUGGAGGAGUGUAUUGUGGUGAGUGCACUAAAGGAAGGAGCUUGUUGCCAGUAAAAUUCCGUAAAGCAGAUCCCCAACGAGUCUGUGAUGUUUGCUGUGUGAGGCUUGAGUCUGUUCAGCCAUACCUGAUGGACCAAGUAAGCAAUGCUGCCCAGUUGCCAACCCAUGACUUGACAGACCUUAGUACUUUGAGAUCCUGGGUUAAUUUUCCAUGGGGACAGUCCAUGGAGUAUGAAAUUUACAAAGCAACAAACACAAUUCAGGGUUAUUAUAAGGCAGUUUGUUUAAAACCUGAAAAAUCAAUUCCAGAUUUCAUUCUCCGACAAGCAAAAGGGCUAGCAAUCAUCACAAUCGCAAAAGUUGGCAUGAUGGUAACUUACAAUAUCGGUACUGGGCUUGUAAUUGCUCGCAGAGAAGAUGGUUCAUGGUCUCCUCCCUCCGCCGUAUCAUCAUUUGGCAUGGGAUGGGGAGCUCAGGCUGGAGGUGAAUUGACAGAUUUUAUCAUUGUGCUGAGAACAAAUGAUGCUGUGAAGACAUUUUGUGGUAAUGCACAUCUUUCAGUUGGAGCUGGUUUGAGCGCUGCAGUCGGUGUUGUUGGACGGGCUCUUGAAGCCGAUCUGAGAGCUGGUGAUGGUGGUUAUGCUGCUUGUUAUACUUACAGCUGCAGUAAAGGAGCUUUUGUUGGAUGUUCACUUGAAGGGAGUAUAGUCACCACACGCUGGAGGGAGAACUCCAGAUUUUACGGAAGCCAAUCAAUAACUGCAUCGGAUAUACUUCUCGGCUCAUUACCAAAGCCACCUGCUGCUGCCACGCUCUAUCGUGCGCUUGCAGACCUAUCUCAAAAAUUUGAGAGGUGAUUGUUAAUCGGUGAUGAGUACCGAUGAAUCGAUAUUGGGAGAAGUUUGUUAAUUACCAUUCUUUAUUAAUGUGAAAGGGGUGAUUGUGUACAGAUUCUUCGCUUGGUCUUCUCCUGAUGGAAGAAAAGGGGUUUAUACAUGAAGUAGAUGUAAUGACACUGUAUAUAAUGAUAAUACAAUGUGUUAAUAACCUAAACCUGGGAAUACCUAAAUGUGAAUAUAAUAGUCGCAUACUUUUUCUUUUUCUUUUGUAAAUUUGGAUUUAUUUGAAGACAGAAAAUAAAAAGGAAGUGGAUAUAGAAAUGAUUCUCUA